This is a messenger RNA of Linepithema humile (Argentine ant), 408 nucleotides long. Lineage: Eukaryota; Metazoa; Arthropoda; Insecta; Hymenoptera; Formicidae. The record is from RefSeq and is a predicted model, not a curated record.
AUGGUUAAAAAAUUUGGAGAUAAUUGUCUCCAACUACUAUGGGAAGAUCCUCAAACUAUUCUCAUGUGUUUUAAGUAUUAUAUUAAAAAAAUGGACAUAAGAACAUCCGAAGUUGUACGUACAUGGGAUACUUCAAACUAUGAAGAAUUAUUAAUGUGUUGUUCAUCAGAUAAUCAGUACACUUUUAUGACGGGAUAUUCUAAAGUUAUUCUAUGGGAUCAGAGACAGAGUGAUGCCAUUCAAACGUAUACUAUGGAACAUGACGAUAAAAGUAUAUCUGCUCUAGAAUUUGAUAACUCUCAUAUAUAUGUUGUUAAACAUGAAGACCUUUAUGAAUUGGACUUCACGGGAAAACAACACUUUGAUCACAAAAAAAUAAAAAAGUGGUGGGGAUCUAGGGAAUUCUAA